CGGCGGCGGCGGCAGCAGCAGUCGCGGCUCCAGCCGCCCGCCGACUCGCUCACUCGCUCCCGGUGCGCGCCGCCCGCUGCCUAGCUCUGGGCUGCCCGCAGCUCCGGCUUCUGGCCCGACGCUCCGGCGCGUCUCGGGCUCCGGACAACAGGACCUCGACUGGCUGGCUGAGCCCGGGGCGAACCGCGAAGCAGGGCCCAGGAUGGCACUCUUGGUGGCAGGGCUCGUUGUCUGCUCCCUCCUGCAAACCGUCUUCUCCCUGAACCCCGAGGACCCCAACGUGUGCAGCCACUGGGAAAGCUAUGCCGUGACUGUCCAGGAAUCAUAUGCACACCCCUUUGACCAGAUCUACUACACACGAUGCACAGACAUCCUCAACUGGUUCAAGUGCACCAGGCACCGGAUCAGUUAUAAGACGGCAUAUCGGCGUGGGCUCCGGACCAUGUACCGGCGGAGGUCCCAGUGCUGUCCUGGCUACUAUGAGAAUGGAGACUUCUGCAUACCCCUGUGUACAGAGGAGUGUGUGCAUGGCCGCUGUGUUUCCCCAGACACCUGCCACUGUGAGCCUGGCUGGGGAGGACCCGACUGCUCUAGCGGCUGUGACAGCGACCACUGGGGUCCCCAUUGCAGCAACCGGUGCCAGUGCCAGAACGGGGCCCUGUGCAACCCCAUCACGGGCGCCUGCGUGUGCGCCGCCGGCUUCCGUGGCUGGCGCUGCGAGGAGCUCUGCGCUCCGGGUACCCACGGCAAAGGCUGCCAGCUGCAGUGCCAGUGCCGCCACGGUGCCAGCUGCGAUCCCCGCACCGGCGAGUGCCUUUGCGCCCCUGGCUACACCGGAGUCUACUGCGAGGAGCUGUGCCCGCCUGGGAGCCACGGGGCUCACUGUGAGUUGCGCUGCCCCUGCCAGAAUGGAGGCACCUGCCACCACAUCACGGGCGAGUGUGCCUGUCCCCCAGGCUGGACGGGAGCAGUGUGUGCCCAGCCCUGCCCACCAGGGACGUUUGGCCAGAAUUGCAGCCAGGACUGUCCUUGCCACCACGGAGGGCAGUGUGACCAUGUGACCGGGCAGUGCCACUGCAUGGCUGGAUACAUGGGGGACAGGUGCCAAGAGGAAUGCCCCUUCGGGACCUUCGGCUUCCAGUGCUCCCAGCGCUGUGACUGCCACAACGGGGGCCAGUGUUCGCCCACCACCGGCGCCUGUGAAUGUGAGCCUGGCUACAAAGGCCCUCGCUGCCAGGAGCGGCUGUGCCCUGAGGGCCUGCAUGGCCCAGGCUGCACCUCGCCCUGCCCCUGCGAUGCUGACAAGACCAUCAGCUGCCACCCAGUAACUGGAGCUUGCACCUGCCAGCCGGGGUGGUCUGGCCGCCACUGCAAUGAGUCCUGUCCUGCGGGCUACUAUGGCGAUGGCUGCCAGCUGCCUUGCACCUGUCAGAACGGCGCCGACUGCCACAGCAUCACUGGGAGCUGCACGUGUGCCCCAGGCUUCAUGGGGGAGGUCUGUGCUGUCCCUUGUGCUGCAGGGACCUAUGGCCCCAACUGCUCCUCGGUCUGCAGCUGUAACAACGAUGGCACCUGCUCCCCAGUAGAUGGCUCCUGCACCUGCAAAGAGGGAUGGCAGGGCCUCGACUGCACCCUGCCGUGUCCCAGUGGGAUGUGGGGCCUGAACUGCAAUGAGAGCUGCACCUGUGCCAAUGGGGCAGCCUGCAGCCCCGCUGAUGGUUCCUGCUCCUGCACCCCCGGCUGGCUGGGGGACACCUGCGAACUGCCCUGCCCGGAUGGCACAUUUGGGCUGAACUGCAGUGAGCGCUGUGACUGCAGCCACGCUGAUGGUUGUGACCCCAUCACAGGCCACUGCUGCUGUUUGGCCGGAUGGACAGGCAUCCACUGUGACAGCACAUGUCCACCUGGUCGCUGGGGCCCCAACUGCUCUGUGUCCUGCAGCUGCGAAAAUGGUGGUUCCUGCUCCCCAGAGGAUGGGAGCUGCGAGUGUGCUCCGGGCUUCCGAGGACCCUUAUGCCAGAGAAUCUGCGCCCCUGGGUUCUAUGGCCACGGCUGCGCCCAGCCAUGUCCCCUCUGUGUGCACAGCAGUGGACCCUGCCAUCACAUAAGCGGCAUCUGCGAGUGCCUCCCUGGAUUCUCUGGAGCCCUCUGCAACCAAGUGUGUUCUGGAGGGCACUUUGGACAGGACUGUGCCCAGCGCUGCUCCUGUGCCAACAACGGGACCUGCAGCCCCAUUGAUGGCUCCUGCCAGUGCUUCCCCGGAUGGAUUGGCAAGGAUUGCUCACAGGCUUGCCCAGCUGGGUUCUGGGGCCCCGCCUGCUUCCACACAUGCAGCUGCCACAACGGGGCGAGCUGUAGCGCCGAGGAUGGGGCCUGCCACUGCACCCCCGGCUGGACCGGACUCUUCUGCACGCAGCGCUGCCCAGCAGCAUUUUAUGGGAAGGACUGUGGGCGUGUGUGCCAGUGUCAGAAUGGCGCCAGCUGUGACCACAUCAGCGGCAAGUGCACCUGCCGCACGGGCUUCACGGGGCGACACUGUGAGCAGAGAUGUGCUCCAGGAACCUUUGGCUAUGGGUGUCAGCAGCUAUGUGAGUGCAUGAACAAUGCCACCUGUGACCACGUCACAGGCACCUGUUAUUGCAGCUCUGGAUUCAAAGGGAUCAGGUGUGACCAAGCUGCCCUCAUGAUGGAGGAGCUGAAUCCCUACACCAAGAUCAGCCCAGCACUGGGUGCAGAACGGCACUCUGUGGGUGCUGUCACAGGCAUCAUCCUCCUGCUGUUCCUCAUUGUGGUGCUGCUGGGUCUGUUUGCCUGGCGCCGGCGGAGACAGAAAGAGAAGGGCCGAGACCUGGCUCCCCGCGUCUCCUAUACACCUGCCAUGAGGAUGACCAGCACUGACUACUCCCUCUCAGAUUUGUCUCAAAGUAGCAGCCACGCCCAGUGCUUUUCCAAUUCCAGCUACCAAGCACUGGCGUGCGGGGGGCCUGCCACCAGCCAGGUCAGCACUCUGGACAGGAACAGCCCCACCAAGCUCAGUAACAAGUCCCUUGACAGAGACAUGGCAGGCUGGACCCCCUACAGCUAUGUGAACGUGUUAGACUCCCAUUUCCAGAUCAGUGCCCUGGAGGCCAGGUACCCGCCCGAGGACUUCUACAUUGAACUUAGACACCUCAGCCACCCCGCUGAGCUACACUCACCAGGAGCUUGUGGAAUGGAUAGACGUCAGAACACAUACAUUAUGGACAAAGGCUUCAAAGAUUACAUGAAAGAAUCCGUGUGCAGUUCUAGCACUUGUUCUUUGAAUAGCAGUGAAAACCCUUACGCCACAAUUAAGGACCCACCUAUCCUCACCUGCAAGCUUCCAGAAAGCAGCUAUGUAGAAAUGAAAUCGCCUGUGCACAGGGGGUCUCCAUACACAGAUGUGCCAUCCUUGUCAACAUCUAAUAAAAAUAUAUAUGAAGUUGAGCCCACAGUCAGUGUGGUCCAAGAAGGCCGUGGUUGUAACUCCAGCUAUAUCCAGAAUCCAUACGACCUACCUAGGAACAGCCAUAUUCCUGGUCAUUAUGACCUCCUCCCAGUAAGACAGAGCCCUACCAAUGGGCCCUCCCAGGACAAGCAGUCUUAAGAGGGAGAAGCCUCUCUCUUGCUAUGUACUCUGCUGAAUAUUCUCUGACUCUCUGAAAGAAGACAAUCCUUUGACUUGAAAUAAUGGUCCAGACUGACUCCAGCUGCGUGUUAGUCAUAAUGUUCACCUGGAACUAAAGAAGAGCUUGCAAAAGGGACUGGAGUAAUUGUUCAAAAGGUCCUUCACAAAGGCAAAUUCUACUACUCACCCACCCCCCAACCCCAAAUGCCCUGGAGUAUAUGAGUCUUUUAAAAUAUUUAAGAUAUAGCUACUCAUCAACAUCAGCUUGUAUGUAUUUAUAAGUUAAAAUCAUCUGAAAUUGAUGCUUAGAAAGCAUGUAGCAUAGGUUUUACCAAACUUUCCUAGGGGUAAUGGGGACUGGGGAAGAGACAGGAUUAUUUUAAAACAUCUGAAAUACAUAUGUUCUUUUGGUUCCUGUUACCAUCAACAUGUUUCAUUUCUUAAGACAAUUAGUAGAUGGACACAAACUGUGCCAGUAUCAAUCCUAAAGUACCUGUACAUAUAUGCCAGGUCAAUCAAAUUAUAACAGCCAGGAUUACAGAGUUUAGGAUAUAGUCUAACACUGACAACUUCAAUUUUUUUAAAUAAGACUUUAAUAAAUACAAACUAAAUUUCCCUCUUCUGCCCCUGGUAGUAGGAGGAAAAACAGUUUCCAAAGUACAGCAGCCUCUUGCAGUCUAAAAGAAAGAUUUUUAGCCUGGCUUUACCAGAUCUUGCCAAUUCAAAGUUUAAAAACAUUGCAAGUCAGUCCUGGCCUUGUCAUAUCUCCUUAGUCCAUCCAACACCUGAGUCAUUCCAUGUGAAAGAGAACUCUGGGAUGAUGCUUAAGCAAGCAGUCACAGACUGUUAUGAAUUCAAUAUUCCUAAAAACAUUCUUUGGCCUCCCAAAUUUAUUUGGUUGGCAUUCCUUGACUCAGAAGAGUACUUGCUUUCAAGCAUUUCUUCAUAAGUCUUGAGCUUGAUGUAGUAUGAAGCCUAAAAGUGUAGUGCAAAGUAGACAAAAGUGGAUAUAGGAAGUUUAAGUUGUGUAAAGUACAUAUGCUUUUUGAUGGCACUAAAUGAAAUGAUCAAAGAAAGAAUGGAUGGUAAUCAAUUGCUGUAACAUGAUGUAAAAACUUAGCAUAUAAGUAAAUGAAAUAUUUCUACCUUCUGACCACCACCUACUGAGAUGGACAAAAAUGUAUUACAAGGAGCUAAUCUCCAAAUAACCAGUAUUCAGAUGUAUCUACAUCUUCCACUACAAAUGAAUAUAAGCCAAGGGGCUCAGAUUAGUUAAAAUGGAGCCACUCUCAAGCCCUCAAGAGGGCCUCCUCAGAAGAAUUAAAGAUCAAAAGGGCAAACCAGGGAAACUAAUGACUACCCCAUAUACCACUCCAUUCUCUGAGUAACAGUCUAGCCAGUAAAAAAUACUUCCAAAAAGGUAUACAGAAGAGGAACUAAAUGACUGUAAAUGACUGCAAAGCUGGAACAGCUGCUACAGGAAG
Molecule: messenger RNA, 5130 nt
Organism: Sus scrofa (pig)
Lineage: Eukaryota; Metazoa; Chordata; Mammalia; Artiodactyla; Suidae
Gene: MEGF11
Product: multiple EGF like domains 11
Cellular component (GO): membrane
Molecular function (GO): protein binding
Source: RefSeq, a predicted model, not a curated record